This is a messenger RNA of Saccoglossus kowalevskii, 3858 nucleotides long. RefSeq lists its product as uncharacterized. Gene Ontology annotation, molecular function: sphingomyelin phosphodiesterase activity. Gene Ontology annotation, cellular component: extracellular region. Lineage: Eukaryota; Metazoa; Hemichordata; Enteropneusta; Harrimaniidae. The record is from RefSeq and is a predicted model, not a curated record.
GCCACUAGUACACAUCAGUGGCUUGACCGUGUAAUCUACACAUUGAAACGUUCAAUAUUCUACUUGACAGAUUGAAUAGUCACGAUGAACACUGUUGUACCAAAAGUGAUUACCAUUCUCGUUAUGUGUAUGACAUAUGUCUGCGCUGAUGAAUAUGAAGUUGGAGUGACCGCAAUCUUACCCGGCGUAUCUCCGCGCAUAUGUCUUGGACUUGGAGAACAAUCAUGUACAGAGAACGGUGAUACUAUUGUGUCAGUUGUUGACAAUUAUGAAGGAAUUCCGUGUUACGUUCCUGGCGUUAUUUCUACGUGUCAAGAAAGGGAGACUGUGACUAACGAGGUAUGGAAAGGAACUGCACCAUUUUGUAAUCCGAGUGCAACUGCAUGUGAUGAUGCCUGCAUGGAUGAAGUGCUGACAGCUCGAUGCGACAGUCGAGAUGGAACCUGCUGUUGGACAGGACUCCCAGAGAAGAAACUUUGUUAUCCAAGAGACGGAGAGGUCCCGAUGGAAGUAUCACAUACUAAUUCUGGUCUUGAAUGUGCUAUGUGUGAUGUGUUCGGGUUUAUCUGUAACAGUACUACUGAAUUGGAACUUGAUCAGCUGUUUCUAGAUGGCGAUCACGCUCGAUGUUUGCCUCCACCACCAGUGCCACUGUGUGACACAGAGUACAAUGAAUUUACUGUAAUUAGUUACAACGUCUACGAAAUACCAUACCCCGUUGGACAGUUUGGUCAGAGAGAGCGGCUGUGUCGUAUCCCUAAUCGUCUACUCGAGGAACAUCCUGGAGUUGAUGUGAUAAUUUUCCAAGAGGUAUUCAAGGGUGGGUGUGGAUAUGAAUUUGGUGUUUCUCUCAAAGAUCUCUUGGCCGCAAAUGGGUUUAUUUACUCUACUACAACUGUUGGAGACCCACCAGAAAUGUAUUUCAGACCUUACAAUGGUGGAGUUUUCAUCGCAUCAAGAUGGCCAAUUCUGGAGGAAAGUUCAACUACUUUCGAUCCUGUACCUACAGAGGAUAUAUACCUAACAAAGGGAGUGGCAUACGCCAAGAUUGAGAAAUCAACCAAUGCCGGAAGUAAAGUUUAUCACAUUUUUGGCACCCAUUUUCAGUUUACACCAAGUGGGACAGACCAUGCUGAUUAUGACACAAUAAGAGUAUUACAAUCACAGCAAAUGGCACAAUUCAUGACAGCGCAGAAUAUCCCACAAGACGAGCCAGUGAUCUUGGGUGGUGACUUAAACGUCGAUAGUAUUAAAUAUUCUGACCAUCGUGAUGAACUAUUUGACAUAAUUGGUGCAACGGUUCCUCCUAUUAUUGGUGAUUUGGAUACAACUUUCGAUCCUGUGAUAAACCAACUCCCGGGAGAAGGAUUUAUUGGUGCAAUACCCGAAUGGCUCGACUACGUGUUGACAUUAAACGCUCAUCAGCAGCCAUCGUCUUCAAGUCUCGAGGCAUUCCGUUUAGUGUCCCACUAUGAUGACCCUAUAAUGUAUUGUUACCCCGAUAUGGUCUAUACCGAUUUCAUAUUCCCUCCAAUCUCGUAUUCCCCUGAGGUAUGGAAAGGAACUGCACCAUUUUGUUAUCCGAGUGCAACAGCCUGUGAUGAUGCCUCCAUGGAUGAAGUGUUGACAGCUCGAUGCGACGGUCGAAAUGGCACAUGCUGUUGGACAGGACUUCCAGAGAAAAGACUUUGUUAUUCGAGAGAUGGGGAGGACCCAGUAGAUGUACCGCUUAUUAACACAGGUUUUGGAUGCGCCAUGUCUAGUGUGUUUCGGUUUGUCUGUAGCACUACCACUGAAUUGGAACCUGAUCAGCUGUUUCUAGAUGGCGAUCUCGCUCGAUGUUUGCCUCCACCACCAGUUCCACUGCAAGACACACAUUCCCAUCACCUUAGUGUAAUUAGUUACAACGUCUACGAAAUACCAUAUCCCGUUGGACAGUUUGGCCAGAGAGAACGCGUGUGUCGUAUCCCUAAUCGUCUAUUCGAAGAACAUCUGGAAGUCGAUGUGAUAAUAUUCCAAGAAGUGUUUCUAGGUGGUUGUGGGUACGAAUUUGGCGUUUCUCUCGGGGAUCUAUUGGCCGCAAACGGUUUUCUGUACACUACUGAAACUGUUGGGGACCCACCAGACUUGUAUUUACGACCCUACAAUGGUGGAGAAGAUCACACAAUGUUUGAUGCAAUGAGAGUAUCGCAAGCACAGGAGAUGGCACAGUUUAUUGCCGGGCAGAAUAUCCCUAAAACCGAGCCAGUAAUUGUAGGUGGUGAUUUCAACGCUGAUACUUAUAAUAAUAUGUAUCAUGAACAUCGUGAUGAAAUAUUCGAAAUACUUGGUGCCACGAUGCCUAAUAUUAUCGGUAAUUCGUAUACCACAUAUGAUUCUGAUUUCAUUCCUGGGAUAUCUGUAUGGAAAGGAACUUCACCAUUUUGUCAUCCGAGUGGAACAGCCUGUGAUGAUGCCUCCAUGGAUGAUAUUUUGACAGCUCGGUGCGACGGUCGUGAUGGCACCUGCUGUUGGACAGGACUCCAAGAGAAGAAACUUUGUUAUCCAAGAGACGAAGUGGUGCCGGUGGAAGUACCACAUACUAAUUCUGGUAAGAAAUCAAGUACUUGGCACGUGACAGGUCUUGAAUGUGCUAUGUGUGAUGUGUUCGGGUUUAUCUGUAACACUACCAUUGAAUUGGAACCUGGUCAGCUGUUUCUAGAUGGCGAUCACGCUCGAUAUUUGCCUCCACCACCAGUGCCACUAUGUGACACAGAGUACAACGAACUUACUGUAAUUAGUUACAACGUCUACGAAAUACCAUACCCCGUUGGACAGUUUGGUCAGAGAGAGCGGCUGUGUCGUAUCCCUAAUCGUCUACCCGAGGAACAUCCUGGAGUUGAUGUGAUAAUUUUCCAAGAGGUAUUCAAGGAGGAUAUAUACCUAACAAAGGGAGUGGCAUACGCCAAGAUUGAGAAAUCAACCAAUGCCGGAAGUAAAGUUUAUCACAUUUUUGGCACCCAUUUUCAGUUUACACCAAGUGGGGCAGACCAUGCUGGUUAUGACCCAAUAAGAGUAUUACAAUCACAACAAACAGCACAAUUCAUCACAGCACAGAAUAUCCCACAAGACGAGCCAGAGGUGAAAUUCCUCGGUCAUGUGCGCCUACAAAAAUUGGAUGAAGUGAUUGCACCAGCCCAAGAUGGCGCCGAAGAACCAGAUGCGGGUAAAAAUAAGGAUGCGUAUGCCGAACUUGUGCAGUGCCUCGAUGAUAAGAGUUUAUCGCUAGUUAUAAGGGAAGAACACAACGACGGACGAAAGGCUCUCAAAGUUUUACGCGAACAUUACGUUGGGCAAAGCAAACACCAAGUUAUCGCUUUAUACAAUGAGCUGACGGCCCUGUUGAUGAAAGACAGCGAGGAUGUGACCGACUAUAUAAUUAGAGCUGAAAGUGCUGCUACGUCACUCAAGGCUGCAGGGCCCAAAUCAAACUUGGCAUAUGGAUGGAUGAGUGUUACUUCAUAUGUUGUAGCUAAAUUGAUACAGAGUUUAUAUGAUAGAGAGGGGCAAUAUGGCAAGCUGAAGCCAUAUGAUAUAUGUAAAAGUGGAUGUAUAAAUGGAUACUCAGAUUUUAAGAUUUUAUGGGUGAAGGCAGCCAGCACAAACAGUGACCCUAGCGUUAUUGCCCAUUACUACCUCAACUGUGUGGAUGAAAUGAAAGGUGGGAUAGAUAGGAUUCAACUGGUAACCACAGAGCAAGUUCGCCAUCAUGCACAAGCACCUAAUUAUGUAGGGGAUGAGCAGAUUGAUGAAUACUUUGACCAUGCAAUGGAGCGCGCCAAACUUUUACCACCAAAAACACCAGAACAGGCAAUUUGA